AUGGAGCCCGCGGAAGAUGUGCAGAUUUGGGCGCCGAUCUUGGCUGACCCUCUUGAUUGGCCUCCAUCUUCUGCCACUAUUCUUCUCCCAAGUCAGGUGGAAGAAUAUUUUAGUUAUCUUUAUGGUGUUGACGACAUGGAAAUCAACAAAUUUGCACAAGAGUCUGAAAGUGAGCAUUGGCGCCAGCAAUAUUUGGGAGACCUCAUAGUGAAGGAAAAUUGGAGGCGUGGCCCACGAGGUCCUCCCAAGAGGAGAAUGCUUCCUUCAGGAAGCGGAGGCAUGAGUUUUCACUAUCGAAAGAACAAUGAACAUUGGACACAUGAAGAAGUAGAGAAGCUGGUUAAGGGUGUCAAGACAUAUGGUGUUGGACGAUGGACUAUGGUGAAGAGUCACUACUUCUCAUCAUCAGUUCGAGAACCAACACAUCUCAAGGACAAAUGGAGGAAUCUUUUGAGAGCUUGUGGGGUCACGUGCACCUUCAAAAGGAAGGAAAAGGCACAAAAGACUAUGCUCCUACCCCUAGAUACAAACCUGAUCCAACAGAUCCAUGGGUUAACUAUCGAUCCAGCCUUAUCAUCCAAAAUGAAGAAAUGCCAUGGGAAACAAACAAACAGGGUGGAAAUGAUAGCCAAAUGAUGGUUGAGGCUAUAUGUUUACAUAAGUUAUGUUAGCAACAUCUGAAUGUGUCAUUUCUUUUGAAAUUGGAGAGCAUAUGCAUAUAUUAUGUAAGAAGAGCCGGAGAAGCAUGUGCAACUGGCCCGGGCUUUGUCCGUGCAUAUAUACCGUAGGUAGAAAUUCUGUAUUGUAUA
Molecule: messenger RNA, 809 nt
Organism: Hordeum vulgare subsp. vulgare (domesticated barley)
Lineage: Eukaryota; Viridiplantae; Streptophyta; Magnoliopsida; Poales; Poaceae
Exons: 5
Coding region: 1-636 (211 amino acids)
Source: RefSeq, a predicted model, not a curated record